GGGAAGACUAAAAUCUCCGGCACCUCCUUUUUGUUUUGCUUCGAAAGAGAAUAGACGACUUACACAGCUCCCGGCCUCCCUGUAUCUUUCGGGCUUUCUCGGUAUUCUCUGAAGAUUCUGUGUGGGUUUUGAUCGGCUGAACCAAUUGCCUGUUUUGCAAUAAGGGGGAGAUGAUGGAUUGGGGGUUUUUUGUUAAUGGAGGCUCCUCAUCCUCUUCCAGUUUAUCGGCCUUGGCUCAGCCUUUUAGGGUUGAUCGAUCUGUUAAUAAACCCAAUUCGAACCCACUUGUGCCUUUAACUGAACCGCCUUGUGCUGCCCCUUUUAAUCCCUCUCUGCACAACUUGAACCCACUUGUGCAUUUGUCUGAAGCACCUUGUGUUGUCCCCUUUAAUCCUUCUCUACACAACUCAAACCCACGUAUGCAUUUAAAGGAACCACCUUGCGGUGCCCCUUUCAACCCCUCUCUGCAAAAUUGGCUCUAUUCACACAAUCCCACUUCUAUACCUGAUUUCCUUGCCGGUACUGAAUCAGAAGUUGAUUCCUUGUGUGCCGCCACCUGUCUACCUUCCCCAAAUCCGUACAGAUUCUCCGGCUCCCUGUCUAUUCACUUACCCGAUAACUCUUUACCUCCCUUAAACUCUAGUCCUAUGGCUGCAACUGAUGAAUUCUCAUAUGCUCAAAGUUCUGACAGCCUUAUAACAAGUCUUAUUGAAACCGAACCAUAUUACCCCCAAUAUGUCCCGCCUGCUGUUCAUGACAAUAGUCCAUUGGCGGUCCUUAGUGAACCUGGUUAUGAUUUUUUAUCUACUUCCCAUGUUGCUCGGUUGAGUGGAUCUUUUCAAGAUGAUUGCACUCAAAGUUUGUCCGGUUUGGAGCAUCCAGCUGGGUGGAGUGGCUUUUGGAAUGGAUUGGCAGAUGGGAAGCAGGGCAAACAGAUGAACUUUGAUGGGAGUUUUUCCGCAAAGGAGAUUAAUGUUGCUGGUUCAUCCAUUUACAAGGAUUUUAUGAAGCAAGGUGCUCCAGCAGUUGAGAGCUUGAGCAGAUGUGAAGAAGUUGCUGCUGUUUCAGAUAGAAAAUAUGUCAAUACUCAGGGAAGAGAAAACUGCAUUGGAUCCCCAACUACAGAACAGCCAUAUGAUAAAUACUCCUUAGGGCAAAAUCCUAAGUUUAUCCCUGUGGAAUCAUCAAGAGCACCAGUCUUGGGACCUACUUUAAUUUUUCCAGAAAAUCAUCCUCAAUCAUCAUCCCUAGAAUCAGUCUCAAACUCCUUCAACCAUCCAAAGCUGUAUGGUGCUUUGCAUGAGAAAUCCUCACCGGCAAUUGUCAUUAGACCGCCCUCUUCUGGCACCAGUUCUUCAACAACAGAUAAAAUUUCUUCCAAAAAUGUGAAUUUCAUUGGCAAUGCUGUAACUGAUUAUAGUGAGGAUUUUGCUGGCUCUACUCCAUCUAACAGAAAGGAACCUCACCAUCCAGUUUGUUAUCAAGGGAAAGAAGUCCGCGAAGACACAGGCCAGCUGAGCAUUGGCAUGGAAAGAAAUGACCUGAUCUUUGUCAAAUCAUCUGCAUUGGAAAAGAAAGAGGUGUCAAACACUCUUGUUGCUAACAAUGUAUUGGAUCAAGCAAUAUCUGAACAUAAAGUUUCUCAAAUAGAUUGCUCAGAUAACUUCCAGAUAGGAAUAGGUGCUGAAGCUGCUGAUUCUACUGAGAAGUUAUCUGAGAGUUUAGAUUAUUACAACCCUGCUGUGGAUUCCCCAUGUUGGAAAGGAGCUCCAGCUUCUAAAUUUUCUCCAUUUGAAGUUUCCGAAGAUGCGACUCGGCAGCUUCUGACCAAAAAAAUAGAAGCAUGUGGUGAUUUGAAUCUUCCCAACCCUUCUAUUUUUCCGCUCAACACCAAUGAUGGAGUGAAAGUUUCCUCUAAAAAAGUUGGUGGAAACACUAUGUACCCUGGGGAUGAGUGUCUGCAAAAUGGUUUAUCAUUUUCUCUGAAAAAUUCUUUGAUUUCAAAUCAAUCUAGAGAACAAAGAUCACAUGAUGCUGUGAAAGCAGGAUUCCAAGGCCAAAAGUUGAACAGCAUUCAAUUUCCUGAUUACAUCCAUGAACCAAGAAAAGAAUUUGCCUUGCACAUCAAAUUGAAAGGUGAUUCUGACUCUAGAGCUCACAGCCUGCAACCUAUGCUGGAAGAAGGUAAUUUUGCUUGUGAUAAUACAAUUUCAUCAGGGGUUGGUUUCUCAGAUGCUGGAAUGAGUAGCCAUGAUGUGUCAGAAGGGGGUUCUAUACAAUUCCAGGCCGCAGAAUAUGUGCCAUGUCUGCCUUGCUGUGGGAAAAAUGAUCCUGCUAAGCUUGUCAAACCACAUAAAGGAGAGUUCUCCCCCAAAAUGAAUGUACAGAUGAUAGUUAAUACAGUUCAUAACCUGUCUGAAUUGCUUUUAUUUCAUUGUUAUAAUGAUGAUGCAUAUGAUUUGAGAGAACAUGAUCGUGAUGCCCUUAAGAAUGUAAUCAAGAAUCUUGAUGCUUGCAUGGUAAAGGCGGAACCAAUGUCUUCAAAACAGGAUGCCACCCCCCAGGGGGUGAAAGAAACUGAUGUUAAUGUUCAGGGUCAGGUCAACUGUCAGCAUACCCAGGAGGAGGUGAAGCAUUAUACUAUGUUUGAUAAGAAGGAUGGGAUCAUUCCAUUGAAGGAUGAUUUGGAUGUUGAGAAAUAUAAUGAUAUGACCAAGUCCAUAAAGAAGAUUCUUCAUGAUAAUUUUCAUGAUGAGGACGAAACAAAUCCUCGUACUCUGUUGUUUAAAAACGCGUGGCUUGAGGCAGAAGCUGCAUUAUGUUCUGUCAGUUAUAGAGCUCGCUUUGAUCGCAUGAAGAUUGAGAUGGGGAAAUGCAAUUUUCUACAACCAAAAGUUGUGUCAGAAAAUGAUGUAGCUGGAGAGAAACUAUUAAGCUCCAAGGCUUCUCAUGAUGCGAACAUGGUUGAAAAUUCUUCAUCUGAGGCAAAGGAUAGCGAUGUUUCCAUCCAGGAUUCUCUGAUUUCAAGUACAGAUGGCCAUGUAGAUGAUGUUGAGGCCUCUGUAAUGGCCCGACUCCAUAUCCUGAAGUGCAGGGAUGAGAACUCAGACUCCAUGAGCACGGGAAAACAGCUGCUGCCAGAAGUGGUUGAUCUUGGUUUUACAGGUAAGGAAAACCGUCAGUCACUUAAUAGAGACAGAUGUGAGAAUGAAAGUUUGGGCCUGAUCGUGGAACCUGACUUGCUGUGUCGUACUGCAAAUUAUGCUGAAGACAAAUUUGGUUUGCUGUUACAAUGUUCUGAACCUGAAGCAAUGAAAGAGUUUGGUGUAUGUUCCACAGAUGAUCAAGUGAUCCAAUCAUGUGGAAACAGCAGGCCUGGGAAGCAGCUUCCAGGUUGGUAUGAUAAUUCAUCAUCAGAGUGGGAACAUGUACUAAAGGAGGAACUCCCAUGGCAGAACUGAUGGACCUCAAUUUGGGAUGUGAAUGUUCAUCAUCAGCAUAUAAUUUUAUCUUUAGCUUUUCUUUCUUUUGAAUGGACUUGUAUAUACUUUGGUCAGCUCUCUUGGAGAGUUAUCCUAACUGUAAAAAGCUUUGGGUAUCAAACAUGGAACUUCUAGAACC
Malania oleifera is the source of this 3621-nucleotide messenger RNA. RefSeq lists its product as uncharacterized. NCBI's taxonomy places the organism in Eukaryota, Viridiplantae, Streptophyta, Magnoliopsida, Santalales, Ximeniaceae. The record is from RefSeq and is a predicted model, not a curated record. Bases 171 to 3461 code for a protein of 1096 amino acids. The transcript is spliced from 6 exons.